Vicugna pacos (alpaca) is the source of this 3676-nucleotide messenger RNA. The record is from RefSeq and is a predicted model, not a curated record. Lineage: Eukaryota; Metazoa; Chordata; Mammalia; Artiodactyla; Camelidae.
GCCUCUGGAGUGUGUCCGCCUGCGGGUGGUCUGGAGGGUAGGAGGGGAGGCUUGCUGUCCACGUUUGUUUGCUGGUCGGGAUCCGGGCCCUAGUAUGUGAGGAGUGUGAGUUUCUCAAGAAUGAAGGGAGAGGGAAAUCUGGACCCAGAAGGGCCAGAAAACGAGUUGUGGUUCUGCCACUGGUGGCUAGAGACCGUGGGCAAGUCGCUCUACCUCUUUAAACCUGCCUUACCUCAUCUCUUCAACGAGGGACUGCCGUCCCUGAGCGCUCUGAAAUGGAGGGGCCAGGGGAGAGUUGCUGCAGGUGCUGUUAGGCCCCAUGGUGGUGAGCCGAGGACGAUUUUAAGAAGACCGAGGUGUUACUGGAUUUCACUGAAAUGUUUUUAUGUUGAAAUUCGGGAUUUUUUUAAAUUUUAGCGAUAUAAAGAGGAUAGCAAAAGAUGACAAUCUCACUUUUCGUUCGUUGUAAAUCCUCCACCUACCCCCACUCGAGCCUGACCCUCCGCCCCAAGGGCCAGAUAGCUUUCGCCGUUGCGGAUUUGGCCCGCGCGUUUAAAAAAGCAUAUUAAUUCACUGUCGCUGUCAGCUCAUUUAAUUACGUUCGGCAGUUUCUCCAACAUUCAUGUGAAUCUGGAAGGGAGGCUGUGUCAUAAAUUGCGACGACUUUAUUUCAGCCCAAUCAAUAAAAUCCAUGAAAGUUUUUUUUCUUUCUUUCUUUUGGCCAUUCACUGAUUAUGGUGUACGCCCUCCUUGCUGAAGCUGUGCUAAGUAGAAAUAUAAGGACGAUUAAGAUAACUACUUUUUUAUUUAUUUGCCCCACACCAAAUUGCCUUAGUCCGCUUUAUCCAGUUGUUAGUUUUUAAAACACCACUAGGUAAACUCUAUCUGUAACUAAAUGAACCAGUUUUUUAAUUCAGUGCUCAAGUAAACUAAAUUUCACACAAAUAAUUCUAUAACUGCUAUAAAAUUUUUUGAACGUGACGAAUGGAUGAAAGUGUACUGUGAGGGAGGAAUGCAAAACUCUGCCAUGGAGCUUGUGUUUUGCUUAACAGAGAUUUAUUCUACCGAAAUAAAUUACUGGAUGAAAGAGUACCAACAUUUUAGGGCCCUUGAAACAUAGGUCUGUGUAGCCUUCUGGAAAAACUGUGCCAUGACUGCCAAUAAUAAGCAUCAAAUAAUGUCAUCUGAAAUGUUGCCAGCAGUUAGUGGGACUUCUAAUGAUGAAAAAAACCAAGACUUAAGUGAAGACCAGGAGGAGAACCAGAAGCCAGGAUUAGGUGAAAGGUUUGAACCCAUAUCUAAAAGGCAAAUGAAGAAGCUCAUGAAACAGAAACAAUGGGAAGAGCAACGAGAACUCCGCAAGAUACCCUCCAAGACCAGCAGACAAAAGCGGAAGGAAAAACGCAAGAGAAAGCAGUUAGAGCGACAGUGUCAACUGGAAUCAAAUUCAGAUGGAAGUGACAGAAAACGUAUUCGAAGAGAUGUUGUUCACAGCACACUCCGCCUUAUCAUUGACUGCAGUUUUGACAGCUUGAUGGUACUAAAGGACAUUAAGAAACUUCAUAAGCAGAUUCAACGAUGUUAUGCAGAAAAUCGACGAGCACUGCAUCCUGUGCAGUUUUACUUGACAAGCCAUGGAGGCCAGUUGAAAAAGAACAUGGAUGAAAAUGACAAAGGAUGGGUCAACUGGAAGGACAUCCACAUCAAACCAGAGCACUAUAGUGAAUUUAUAAAGAAAGAAGACCUGAUUUAUCUUACAUCAGAUUCACCUAAUGUACUAAAGGAAUUAGAUGAAUCAAAAGCCUAUAUAAUUGGAGGAUUAGUAGAUCACAACCAUCAUAAGGGACUCACAUAUAAACAAGCAUCUGAUCAUGGAAUUGAUCAUGCACAGCUCCCUCUUGGAGAUUUUGUGAAGAUGAAUAGUAGAAAAGUUUUGGCAGUUAAUCAUGUGUUUGAGAUUAUUCUGGAAUACCUGGAAACAAGAGACUGGCAAGAAGCAUUUUUCACUAUCUUACCCCAAAGGAAAGGAGCUGUUCCCACAGACAAAGGCUGUGAAAGUUCUUCACAUGACAAAAAAUUAGCCCAAGUUGAAGAUGGAUUGAACAGUGAUUCCAGUGAGGAGGAAAAUAGUACAAAUUUACUAGAUUCACCACAUGAGGAAGAAAAACAGGAUAAAGAAAACAGCACUGAACCUACAGUGAACUCUAUACCACACUAAUGUCAUCUUUUUUUUUUUUUAAGUUUAAGGAAAAAUUAGGAGAUAAUGAGGUACUUCAUAGACUAUUUGAAAUGGGAGAAAAUUUCAUUUUCUCUUGUGAAUUUUUAAAACUUUUAAGUGAUAAAAAGCCCUCAUAAGAAAGCAUUUUUUUUGUUUUUACGUGAGAUUUAAAUGUGUGAUUUAAAAAAGGCUUUUCUAAACCUAAGUAAGCAUUUCUUGAGAAUUUUACUUUAUUAGUAAACCUUCAUUCUCUUUUAUUUACCAGAUUAUAUUCUUCAGAAUGUGCCUUCUGACCUUUCAGUUUUAUUAUUAUGUAUUUGUAUCAGUGUCUUUCUGAUUUAUUUCAUACUUAUUUGUGGAGGCAGAUAUCCUGAAUCUCCUGUAAGUCUACCAUAAUGUUCUGUAUGGGAGGUUACUAUCUAUCUGCAGCUUUAUAUUCAAUUUAGUGACUUCAAAGGAAUAUAGUGAUUUAGGAAGAAGUAUCAGAUUGAUAAACUCAACUCUUUCUUUUGAACUAUGGAUCCCAUCUCUGUUCCUUCUUUGUGAUGCCUUUGUGGUUCUCAAGCAAUCACUGAAGAGAUAAGAAUCUCUUUAAUAUAUUUUCUUAAUUUCAAUAAUGGUGAUAAAUUAUUUUGAUUACAAAAUUUAAGUUUUCAGGCUAGAUUAUUUUAAAAGGCUGUUGAAGGAUCAAUUUUGUCAUUACCUAAAUUUAAAAAGAAACAACUCUUAGCACCUAUCAUUUCCUUCCAUAUAUACUUUUCAAAAAUAAAAUAUGUUGGUUCUUAAAGUAGAUAAAGUUAAAUUCAUAUGUGCCUACUAUCAUAUAAUGAUCUUCAAGCUAAUGGAAAUAUAUGUCUAUAAAUAAUAUAAGCAUGUAUGAAAUAUGCAUAUAAUUGUAUAUACAGCUAUUACUCCACAUCAUGUAUGAUUCUUAGUUACUAAUUGAUAACAGGAUAGAGUUGCCAUAUAUCUGUAUUAUUUGUGUGAAUGACUGUGUUGCAAAACACUAAGGAACUUUAAUUUUAUACAGUGCAAAAAUCCAUAACUAAACAUUUGUAGGAGGACAUUGGCAAAGGAAGAUGGGGCUAGGAGAUGUUUUAGUUUUCAGUAAAUGUAGAGCAUUUAUGUUUAAAGUAAAGUGAUUGUUCUUUAUCACAGUUCAAGUAGCAUUUCAGAAGCUUUACUGAGUUUGGAUAAGUUAAGUUUCUGUUCUUUUUACUCAUUGGCAUCUCAGAUUAUGUACACUUGGUAGAAAGUUCAUCGAAUUUAAUAUUGAUGUUCAGUAUCUCUUAUGUUGCUUUAUUCUUAGUAAUCUAUUAUACUUAUCCAUUUAAAGGUCUGUGAGCAUCGUAUGUAAAUAAAGAAAAGCCCUCACAAUUGUAGAACAAAACUUACGUCUUAAGUUGUACUCUUCAAAGUUCCAGGUUUUUGUGAGUAAAUAUAGUUAGUAGCAUGGAG